Schistocerca piceifrons (Central American locust) is the source of this 2922-nucleotide messenger RNA. Its product is annotated as zinc finger protein 708-like. The coding region runs from base 100 to 2514 and encodes 804 amino acids. The record is from RefSeq and is a predicted model, not a curated record. Lineage: Eukaryota; Metazoa; Arthropoda; Insecta; Orthoptera; Acrididae. The transcript has 8 exons.
GUCAAACGGUGACAACUUUAACAGCAGUGAGCUCUAUGUAGCAACCUUGAGCAGUGAGUGUCGCGACUGUUAAUGUUAGACUGUGUGUCAUACUAACAAAUGUACACCGUGGAGAUAAAUAAGCAGAGCCUGACUGCAGUAAUGGACCACGAAAAAACUAUUUGGAUAAAAGAGGAAACAAGUGAGAUAUCAAGUUCACCAGGCUCCAUUGUCCAAGUAUACCCCUCUAGUGUGAAAAUAAAGGAAGAACCACAGGAGACUGGGAAUCAAGAGUUACUUCAAGAUCCAUUAAAAAUUGAGGCUCCAUUUUACAACACAAAGGAAGAUCCAGGACUGAAAUUGAAUUAUCUGGCAGACCCAUUUAUAGCCUCGGGGUCCACUGAUCAUAUUAAGGAGGAUUCAGUACUAAAUUUGGGAGCAGAAGAAAUUGAGACUUUUAUGUUCAGCAAUCCCGAAUAUGAUCCUGUGGGAGUUAAGAUGGAGGAGGUGGAAGCCUCAACAAGAUAUGCAUCUGAUAGUGCAAGAUUGACUCAGACUACUGGUGGGAGCUGUGGCAUAACAUGUGAAGAAAUUUAUCACCAUGGGCUGGUCCAGGAUGAUUCGGUGAUAGACAAGGAGAAGUCAACACAUGAGUUUGGUACAGAAAAUGUGACUAUUGAUGAGGAAUGCUCAGUUGCCACCCAAUAUGACUGUAGUAAGAGAGAAAAGGAAUUACUUCUAUAUAGCUGUGAUUUCUGCCAACAGAACUUUCCUUCAAAAUACAGACUCAUAAUGCAUGUGUUUAUGCACAUUGAUGGCAUGCAGCCACCUUUGUAUGUUUGUAAGUGGUGUGGUGAGGUAUUUCACAGUAAGGUUAGUUUGAAAACACAUUUGAGAAUGAGAGAGAAUUAUCAUGUCUUAACUGCUGGCCACCAUGAAAAAUAUGACUGUAGUGAUGAGCAUCAAAGCAGUAUCUUCUUGGAUAGUGAGCCAGAAGUUUCUUUUACAGAACACAUUGAACAGUCUUCAUAUAAGGAAACUUGGAAAAUUUCAAAGAAGGCCUCUAAUGAUAUGUGUAACAGACACAUGACAAAUGAUGCAGAGAAAACAAGUGCUUAUGGAAUUUUAUCUACAGCUGUUAAUCACAGUGCCCAGGCUGAUCUAUAUAUUGCAAACAGAACCAACAAAUGUGGUAUUUGUGCCAAAUGGUUUGCAAGGUCUGGCGAUCAGGAGACACCGUCAUUAAUUCACACUGGAAUUAAACCUCACAAAUGUGAAAUUUGUGGGAAAUCUUUUACUUUGUUACGCAGUCUCAAGAAGCAUUCAUUAAAUCACACUGGAAAGAAACCUCACAAAUGUGAGAUUUGUGGAAAAUGUUUUGCUAGAUCAGAUUGUCUCAAGACUCAUGAAUUAAUUCACACUGGAAAGAAAUCUCACAAAUGUAAGAUUUGUGGAAAAUGUUUUGCUAGAUCAGAUUGUCUCAAGACUCACGAAUUAAUUCACACUGGCAAGAAACCUCACAAAUGUGAGAUUUGUGGAAAAUGUUUUGCUACAUCAGGUUGUCUCAAGACUCAUGUAUUAAUUCACACUGGAAAUAAAUCUCACAAAUGUGAGAUUUGUGGAAAAUGUUUCUCUACAUCAGGUUAUCUCAAGACUCAUGUAUUAAUUCACACUGAAAAGAAACCUUACAAAUGUGAGAUUUGUGGGAAAUGUUUUGCUACAUCAGGUUAUCUCAAGACUCAUGUAUUAAUUCACACUGGAAAGAAACCUCACAAAUGUGAGAUUUGUGCAAAAUGUUUUGCUACAUCACGUUGUCUCAAGACUCAUGUUUUAAUUCACACUGGAAAUAAGUCUCACAAAUGUGAGAUUUGUGGAAAAUGUUUUACUACAUCGGGUUAUCUCAAGACUCAUGUACUAUUUCACACUAGACAGAAACCCUACAAAUGUGAGAUUUGUGGGAAAUGUUUUGCUACAUCAGGUUCUCUUAAGACACAUGUAUUAAUUCACACUGGAAAGAAACCCUACAAAUGUGAGAUUUGUGGAAAAUGUUUUACUACAUCGGGUUAUCUCAAGACUCAUGUACUAUUUCACACUGGACAGAAACCCUACAAAUGUGAGAUUUGUGGGAAAUGUUUUGCUACAUCAGGUUCUCUUAAGACUCAUGUAUUAAUUCACACUGGAAAGAAACCCUACAAAUGUGAGAUUUGUGGACAAUGUUUUACUACAUCGGGUUAUCUCAAGACUCAUGUACUAUUUCACACUGGACAGAAACCCUACAAAUGUGAGAUUUGUGGGAAAUGUUUUGCUACAUCAGGUUCUCUUAAGACACAUGUAUUAAUUCACAAUGGAAAGAAACCCUACAAAUGUAAGAUUUGUGGGAAAUGUUUUGCUACAUCAGGUUAUCUCACGAAUCACAUACUAGUUCACACUGGAAAGAAACCUCACAAAUGUGUGAUUUGUGGGAAAUCCUUCGCUAGGUCAGGCACUCUCAAGAGGCAUAUAACAAUUCACACUGGAAAGAAACUUCACAUCUAGAAAAGACCUCACAAAUGUGAUAUUUGUGGCAAAUCAUUUACUACAUCAGGUGAUCUCAAGACACAUGCGUUAGUCCACAUGGGAAGGGGACCUCACAAAUGAGAUAUCUGUGACAAAAGUUUCACUCAGUUGGGUACUUUCAAGACACAUGCAUUACUUCACAUCAGAAAGUAACUACAAGUAAUUGUUAGUUUACGCAAAUAGAUAUUCCUGGUUGGUGCCCUAAAGGCCUAUAAAAUAAUGAAUGUAGUAGGGGGACAAUAAAUUGUAAUGCCUGUGAAAUAACAUUAAAGUGUUGCAGAAUUGUGAAAACAGUGCAAUAAUCUGUACUAUAUUGAGGUAAGAGAUAAUGUGAAAUAUAAAAAUCGCUAUCUGCAGCUUGAGAUGUUAAGAAAUUGUAUUACUAAA